AAUAAAAGGAAUAUAAAUAAAAAAAAAAAAAAACAUAAUUGACCUCAAACCAAAAAGCGCAAAGUCACGUGACCUAAUCUAACCUAACCCGACCUGACCCCUGUGUACGUGUGUGUGUGUGUGCGUGUGUGUGUACGUGGCACCAUGGGCGUGAGUGUGCGUGGCCAGAAACGGACAAGCACCACCAGGAUGAAGUACGUGUUUAGCAAUCGUCCGUGGAAGGUCAUUCACGUACAGGAGAGCCUGGCUGAGGUGUUCCGCUGCUUCAUCUGCAUGGAGAAGCUGCAGGACGCUCACCUGUGCCCUCACUGCUCCAAGCUUUGCUGUUACCUGUGCAUCCGACGCUGGCUGACGGAGCAGCGGCCACAAUGCCCUCACUGCCGCGCCAACCUCCACCUCCACGAGCUGGUCAACUGCCGCUGGGUGGAGGAGGUGACGCAGCAGCUGGACACCCUGCAGCAGGCGGGGGUGAGGCCGCCGCCCCCCGACACGGACAAGGACAAGUGUGAGCGUCACCAGGAGAAGCUGAGUGUGUACUGUUGGACAUGUGGGAAGUGCAUCUGUCACCAGUGUGCGCUGUGGGGCGGCACGCACUCGGGGCACACCUUCAAGCCCCUGGAGGAGGUAUACGAGCAGCACACCACGCAGAUCAGGGAGGAGGUGGCCCAGCUCAGGCGGCGUCUGCAUGAACUCGUCUCACUAGUGCAGGAAGUGGAGAGGAACGUGGAGUCGGUGAGGGCGGCGAAGGACGAGCGUGUGAGGGAGAUACGUAAUGCAGUGGAGCUGAUGAUCGCUCGGCUUGACUCUCAGCUCAAGUCAAAGCUGCUCACGCUCAUGGGCCAGAAGAACUCCCUCACGCAGGAGACGGAGCAGCUGGAGACCCUGCUGCAGGAGAUUGAGCACCAGCUACACACCUGCUCCAAGUCCGAGUUAAUCCAGCGCUCUCCCGACCUUCACUCCAUGAUCACACCCGUCAACAAGAAACCCAUGGCCUCCUUCGUCACUGCUCCCGUACCUGCCGACUUCCAGAGCGAGAUUGUUCCUCAGUACGACAGCAGCACCUUCGUCAUGAACAACUUCUCGCAGCUGCAGCACAAGGCGGACCCAGUCUACUCCCCGCCCCUGCACGUCAACGGCCUCUCCUGGCGACUCAAGGUGUAUCCCGACGGCAAUGGUGUGGUGCGAGGGAACUACUUGUCCGUCUUCCUUGAGCUUAGCGCCGGCCUGCCCGAGACCUCAAAAUACGAGUACCGCGUCGAGAUGAUCCACCAAGGGUCGAGGGAUGCCAGCAAGAACAUUGUGCGAGAGUUUGCUUCGGACUUUGAGGUGGGCGAGUGCUGGGGCUACAACAGGUUCUUCCGCCUCGACCUCCUGGCCAACGAAGGCUACCUCAACACGGAGACGGACACGCUCAUCCUGCGGUUCCAGGUGCGGCCGCCAACCUUCUUCCAAAAGUGUCGCGACCAGGUGUGGUACAUUCACCAGCUGCAGACCCUCCAAGCGCAGUACAUCCAGCAGAUCAACAACCUGAAGGAGAGAAUAGCCAUUGAGCUGUCCAGAAACUCCGUCAACGGCAGCAAGAAUCUCAACACCCCCAGCGGCUUCCCCCGGGUGGAGCGGCCGCAGUCUGCCUCCCCCAAGCCCAACCCCAUCAGCCAGCACCCGCACCACCCCCACCCCCUCCCCCAGGCCAAGCCGCAGCGGACGCACCACAUCAACAAGAGUGUGGAGCCCAUAGAACUGGAGGCCGAGAGGCAGUCCACCAGCUCCUCUGAUACUGAGGAUCUCAGCGAGGGUGAGAUCAACGACCAGGAGGAGGGCCCAGACCACAGCGUCACCACGGCCGAGUACGCCAGCAACGAUGAGAACGAUGUUGACGAUGAGACCAUGAGCGGCGAUAAUGACGUCGAACACUCGGCAGCCUCGUCCCUCCUGGCCAGCCUGCACGAAGCCUCCGCCCUGCACGAGGCACCCAUCCUCAACCACAACCAGUCCCACAGCUCCUCCUCCUUCCUCUCCGACUUGGACUCCCUCACCGAGCAGCUGGGGGCCGUCGGCAGCAGCAUCCAGCCGGACCUCAGCUCUCCGCAGGGUGACGAGAUGAUGUUACUGCACCUGCUGGAGAUGCAGGGGCGGGGCGGGCCAGACCACCGCAGGCCCUGGAGCAAGCCUGGUCUGGGGGGCAUCAGUUCGCGGCACAAGUCCAACCGCAUGGUACGUAAGCCACUGUUGCCCAUCGCCUCAAGUGUGCUGGACACACUGCAGCUCGACAUGGCAACGCUGCUCCAGACCAGCCUGCCCUCCCACAGUGGUCUGCCCUCCUCCCUGCAGACCCAUCCCGGCCUGCCAGACCACGACCGCUCCGUGCCCCACCUGCAGCACCCCCACCCCCUCACCUCCGCCAACUCAGUGACCAAGAGUGGGUACCGCCCGCCCCUGGCUCCCCGCCCCCCAAUGUACCCCCACCACCUGGCGGAGGAGGCUAAGAAGGAGGCGCAGUCUGUGCCGAGUGUGGCAGACAAGGACCUGAGCGAGUCAUCAAUGUGUGACCUCUCGCUGGACCCUGUCUCCCUCUCCGACAUGACCCUGGAGGAGGGGCCGCUGUCCGAAGCUGAGGAGCCUGAGGCGUUGGGGGCAUCAGCAGCAGCAGGAGGAGCAAGCAGCGCGGGUCAGGCAGGCGGUGGGGGCUGCGGUGGAGGGGUGACGUGCGGUGAGGGCGAGGCGAGCGUGAGCAGCGACACCACACCGGCCGGCUACACCAGCGACGGCGGAACUGAGGUACCUUGCAUCCCUGCCCUCAACACCGCAAGGCUCGUCGCACGCAUGAACAAAAUGGCAGAAACCAAAGGAAGUGAAAAGGUGGGCUGGGCAGCGGCAGCCGCUGGCUUCCCGUUUGCCCUUGGCUUCAAGGUGCCCGCCGAGAAGCACACCCAGGACAAAGCUCAGGACAAAGCCAGGGACAAGGAUGAUGCCCGGAGACCCACAAAAGAUGAAAAGCGAGAGUAAGCCGGACCAGAGCGUCAACUCUGAUGAUGAGGCUGACGACGCUAGUGCCAAGUAGUGACGUGAUGCUGAGGGCCGGACGAACACCAACAAAGACGAGCAGCAGCGGGUGCACCAAGAAGAAGAAUGGGACACCGAGUGGCUUGGCACGAGGGCUCCACCUCUCCCAGCUCUGAGGAUUGGAUCUACACCUCAAGGAUGCACUCUUGGCCCUAAAUCUACAAAGAAAAACAACAAACAGCUUGAAACUAUUUGUAACAUUACUCACAGUUUCCUUUCAAGUUAAAAGUAAUACCUUGGAAGUUCCACAUGAUACUAUUCCACAAUAACAGUACAUAGAGGAAGUAUCUUUUCUCCUCGUCAAAUGUUGUGUGAGAGCACCUGCUGUAAGCGUAGGAGCAGCUACAUUGUUGGCACUUGGAUGUUAUUAACUAGACAUUUCUUUGUAUAAUCAGAAAAAAAAUAUGAAGAGCAGCGUUAUGAGAUACUCUGUUGUAUAUUUUUGUUAAUAUUUAUGUUUUCAUAGAUAUUUUUCUUAUUUUUAUAUUUUUACUUUGGCAUUAAAUCUGAUCCAUGUUGGUCUGCAGUUAUGUACAUUCUUAGGCCUAGUCCUGGUCAACUACUGCAUUGUCCUAAGGACCAUAAAACUAAGUACAAUAAUAAUCCGAAGAAUUGGGGAUUCAAGGGACAUUUUUCUGUUGAUGUUAAUUUUAUCCGGGCCGUGUGUUUAGUCCACACAAGCAAGUGUUCAUAAGCUUUAAGUUUCAAGAAAUUUCAGCAAAAGAUUUGAAGCCUUUUGUUUCAUGUUUUUGAGUGUUUCUAAUCAUUGCUUGGGGGAAAUACUCAUGGACUUGGUGAGACAGGACUCAUUGGAUACCAGGUGAAACAUUUGACAAUCUUCAGCACUGCUCACUACAUGUACCUAUAAUUUCAAUGUAGAUAUUAAUAUUCUUUAAAAAAAUUUUGAUGUCACAGAAGUACUCAAAGUUUUCAUUGAAUUAUAAAUUGGUCAGUCUUAGACAACACACUCCUGUAUGUGUAUGAGUGUGUGUGUGUGUGUGUGUGUGUCAGUCAGUCUGUGUGUGAGGCAGCCUUCAGCUCCCAAGGUUAUUGUGUAUGUCACUGUACCACUGUGUAGAAGUUAGAUCCUUACUGUUGUUCUGUUGGUGUGCGAGCCGGUGUGUGGUGGGGCUCGUGAUGGUGAGUCCCGCCAGCACCACCAGGGAGCGCUGUGUCGGGGUGCAGCGAGGCAGUGUUGGGUAGGGACAGUGUUGGGUAGAGACAGUGUUGGGUAGGGACAGUGUUGCGUAGAGACAGUGUUGCAUAGGGACAGUGUUGCGUAGGGACAGUGUUGUGCCGACAGUCAUGUGGAAGGCAACUCUUUGGUUCGUUGUAAUCUUGCAGUGUCUUGUAUAAAUUGUUGAGAUGUUGGAUGAAGUCUACUUUUCUAUAUAUUUAGUUCUGUUGAGAGUUACAGUUCAGUUAUUGGUGCUGUCGAGAUUGUUUCAGUUUCUGUACGCGUUUACUUAAAGUACAUUUUAGAAAUAGUGCUGGGAAAGGUUGCAUUUUUCUCCCUGUGAAUUCUGUACUGUGAGUACCACUAUACUUAAUGUACAAUAAGACCCGAGGCAGCCAGGAGCAAACAUUUCUAUAGUUUCCUACUUUUUGUACAAAUGCUUUACUUAUUUUACUUAAUACAUUAUUAUUUGUUUUUGUACCAGAAAUCAUAUUUAUUUUACAAAUGUAUGAGAAUAAAUUGUACAUUUUA
Messenger RNA from Eriocheir sinensis (Chinese mitten crab), 4771 nucleotides. Its product is annotated as E3 ubiquitin-protein ligase TRIM37-like. Gene Ontology annotation, molecular function: ubiquitin protein ligase binding; tumor necrosis factor receptor binding; ubiquitin protein ligase activity. Gene Ontology annotation, biological process: negative regulation of centriole replication; protein autoubiquitination. Gene Ontology annotation, cellular component: peroxisome; aggresome. The record is from RefSeq and is a predicted model, not a curated record. The coding region runs from base 145 to 3006 and encodes 953 amino acids. The transcript has 16 exons. NCBI's taxonomy places the organism in Eukaryota, Metazoa, Arthropoda, Malacostraca, Decapoda, Varunidae.